Messenger RNA from Lizanozyma spartinae, 897 nucleotides. RefSeq lists its product as uncharacterized. The transcript has a single exon. The record is from RefSeq and is a predicted model, not a curated record. NCBI's taxonomy places the organism in Eukaryota, Fungi, Ascomycota, Pichiomycetes, Serinales, Debaryomycetaceae. The coding region runs from base 1 to 897 and encodes 298 amino acids.
AUGAAAUUCACCAGAACUAGUACGGGCUCCUUCAGGGCCAAACUCUCCUCCUUAGGCAAGAAGUUCCACUACUUCUUCCACCGUCACCAAGUUACUAACAAAGUUAGCGACCAACAACAAGAAAUCCUUGAACUGGCGCUUACUUCAGAUGUUAUUCCUCUGUCAAUGUCCAGUGACAACAAAGCUGGAAGAGCAUUGUCUACUUCAAGCAGCCUGCCAAUUUCCAUUGGCAUUGCUGCAAGCACCCUUCCCACUCCCCUUUCCAAUUGCGCCACCAUUUUGACUCCAGCUACUACCAUUGCUGUUGAGACGAAUGACAAGGAGAACAUUUUAGUUACUCCAUCACCACCACCACCACCACCACCACCACCUCAAGUUGCAUUACUUGAAAAGGCUCUCCUUGUUAUCAAUGAAAACCUCGAACCCCAUGCUCCUAUGCCGAGCAAAGCAAAGUCUAUGGCUGUUGAAACAGAAGGCGACAACAACGACUGUUCAUUCAAAACUAGCGAAUGGAAAGAUCUCUUUGAACUUUACCAAGAAGCCGUCAAAGUCUUCUGUCCUUUGAUUGAACCCCAAGCUGCUGCUUCUCCUCCUACUGUUGAAACCAAGGAAAGGUAUCAAGAAGUCGAAGAGGAAGUCCCCCUCUUUGAUCCAUCGAUUCCCACAUUACUGCUUUCUGAGUAUCUCCUCGUCUGUAGAUUAUACAGUGCCGAUCAGGAGCGGAUCAUUAGUGGUGAUCUGUACCAAUCGGACGCUUGUAUUAGUCCAGGAUUGAGCGACUACUCCAGCGGUAGUGAGGCUUAUUAUCGAGGCAAGAUUCCAAGAAACUUCCUUCGAUUGCACCAACAUCCCAAACUGAUACGGAAACGUACUCGGGUAGCUGGAAAUACCAACUGA